ACGUAUGAGCUGGAGGUGGACGGCCUAGGCGUGCGUGGCCUCUCGCUGAGCCUGGACCAGCUGAAGAAGAACUUCGAGCCCGUCACUGUCACCGCCACCAUCAUGUGCGCCGGUAACCGCCGCAGCGAGAUGUCGGGUAAGGCGGUGCGCGGUCUCUCGUGGGCCACGCCGCCGUCGGCAACGCCCACCUGGACCGGUGCCCGCCUGUCGGACGUGCUGCGCGCCGCCGGCCUCGAGGGGGAUUGCCGCCGCCCCCGGCCGUUCGAGGGUCUCGACACGGACCCGUCCACACGCCCGUACGGGGCGUCGGUGCCGCUGGAGGUGGCCACCGACCCCCGCCGCGACAUCAUCCUGGCCUACGAGAUGAACGGACAGCCCCUGAGCCGCGACCACGGCUUCCCCGUGCGCGCCAUCGUGCCGGGCGUGGUGGGCGCCAGGAACGUCAAAUGGCUCGGCCGCAUCUCCGUCUCCGCCGAGGAGUCCACCUCGCACUGGCAGCGCAGCGACUACAAGGGCUUCAACCCGUCGGUCGACUGGGACACGGUCGACUUCAGCAAGGCGCCGGCCAUCCAGGAGCUGCCCGUGAACUCGGCCAUCUGCUGGCCGGCCAGCGGCGACACCGUCAAGGUCAAGGACGGCACCGUCGCGCUCAAAGGGUACGCGUGGAGCGGCGGCGGUCGGCGCGUGGUGCGCGUGGACGUGUCGGCCGACGGCGGCGCCACCUGGCACGAGGCGUGCCUGACGGCCACGGAGCCGACGGCGCCGGCCGGCCGCUGCUGGUCCUGGUGCCUGUGGUCGGGCCGCGUGGCCCGUGCCGGCCGGCGCCCGACCGCUCAGCUCUGGGUCAAGGCCACCGACGCCAGCUACAACACCCAGCCCGAGUCGGUGAAGAACAUCUGGAACCUGCGCGGCGUGCUCAGCAACGCCUACCACCGCGUGGAUGUCAAGCUGAAGAGGGUGUAGGAUGGAGGAAUACCCGCGCGCUGCCAACAUGUCGAUGACGGGCCGAGUGUGUGCUGGGCGCGACGUCACUGCGCCGUCUCGCUCUAUUGUCCAGGGCUGAUGAAGGAAAGUGUUGAGGUGGCGGCCGGCACGACGUAUAUUCCAGUCUCGGAGACGGUUUUGAGAGUAUUUUUGCACGUGCGUAGAGUGCUGUGCCCUGGCAGGCGGGAGGUGUUUGCGAGUAUUGGCGCACGUGCGUCAACGGCUCGGUCCAUUUGUCUGGCCGCAGAUCGAUAUCGACGGUGUGAGGUGGGUGUGCCAGGCUUGAUAGAUAGAAAGGGGAGGGAAGGUAGAAAGCUGAAAAGGAUUUGGAAUCUGUGGGGUGGUUUGAUGACAGGCAAGGUGUCGAUAGUGCGGCAUCAUGGCAAGGUUCGGUAUGAGUCCGUUGAUCGGAUCCGGAUGGCCCAUGUCCAGUGACUAAGCCACGUUUCGUUGUCGGUUUCAGAGUAACCCUACCUGUUGCGUU
Molecule: messenger RNA, 1468 nt
Organism: Pollicipes pollicipes
Lineage: Eukaryota; Metazoa; Arthropoda; Thecostraca; Pollicipedomorpha; Pollicipedidae
Product: sulfite oxidase, mitochondrial-like
Biological process (GO): sulfur compound metabolic process
Cellular component (GO): mitochondrion
Molecular function (GO): heme binding; molybdenum ion binding; sulfite oxidase activity
Source: RefSeq, a predicted model, not a curated record